UAUGAUGUGGCUAUUUUUAACAACAGCCUUUUUGGUUUGUGAAACUUUAAAUGCUGGUGAAUUCUUGAAUUUGGAAGAUGAAGAGAAUCCUGAAGUAUGGAUGAAUACUAGUGAAAUCAUCACCUACAAUGGCUACCCCAGUGAAGAAUAUGAAGUCACCACUGAAGAUGGGUACAUACUCGCCAUCAACAGGAUUCCCUAUGGGAGAGCACAGGCUGGGAGGACAGGUCCCCGGCCAGUUGUGUAUUUGCAGCAUGCCUUAUUUGCAGACAAUACCUACUGGCUUGAAAAUUAUGCCAACGGAAGCCUUGGAUUCCUUCUAGCAGAUGCAGGUUAUGAUGUAUGGAUGGGAAACAGUCGGGGAAACACUUGGUCACGAAGACACAAAACACUCUCAGUGAAUGAAGAGAAAUUCUGGGCCUUUAGUUUUGAUGAAAUGGCCAAAUAUGACCUCCCACGAAUAAUAGACUUCAUUGUAAAUAAAACUGGUCAGGAGAAGUUGUACUUCGUUGGACAUUCACUUGGCACUACAAUAGGGUUUGUAGCCUUUUCUACCAUGCCUGAACUGGCACAAAGAAUCAAAAUGAAUUUUGCCUUGAGUCCUGUGAUCUCAUUCAAAUAUCCCACAAGCAUUUUUACCAGUUUUUUUCUACUUCCAAAAUCCAUAAUCAAGCUUAUAUUUGGUACCAAAGGCUUCUUGUUAGAAGAUAAAGUAAAGAGGCCAGCUAUGAAGAUCUGCAGCAACAAACUCCUGAGGUCUAUAUGUAGUGAAUUUAUGUCCUUGUGGGCUGGAUUCAACAAGAAAAAUAUGAAUAUGAGUCGACUGGACGUGUACAUGUCUCACGCUCCCACCGGAUCAUCAGUACAGAACAUCCUGCAUAUAAAGCAGCUUUACAGAUCCAGUGAAUUCAGAGCUUAUGAUUGGGGAAGUGAGGCUGAAAAUAUAAAGCGAUACAAUCAGAGUUGCCCUCCACUCUAUGACGUGACUUCCAUGAAGGUGCCCACUGCUAUUUGGGCUGGUGGACAUGAUGUCCUUAUAACACCUCAGGAUGUAGCCAGGACACUCCCCCAAAUUACAGAUCUCCGCUACUUCAAACUAUUUCCAGAUUGGAACCACUUUGAUUUCGUCUGGGGUCUCGAUGCCCCUCAACGACUAUACAGAAAAAUCAUAGGUUUGAUGCAGGAGUAUCUCUAAAUGUAAUUAGAUAAUUUGCUUCCAGGCUCAGUGAAGCUCUAGAAAACCACUG
Messenger RNA from Nannospalax galili (Upper Galilee mountains blind mole rat), 1247 nucleotides. Its product is annotated as lipase member N. The record is from RefSeq and is a predicted model, not a curated record. NCBI's taxonomy places the organism in Eukaryota, Metazoa, Chordata, Mammalia, Rodentia, Spalacidae. Bases 2 to 1195 code for a protein of 397 amino acids. Gene Ontology annotation, molecular function: hydrolase activity, acting on ester bonds. The transcript has 9 exons.